Oreochromis aureus is the source of this 1299-nucleotide messenger RNA. RefSeq lists its product as uncharacterized. Lineage: Eukaryota; Metazoa; Chordata; Actinopteri; Cichliformes; Cichlidae. The transcript is spliced from 3 exons. Gene Ontology annotation, molecular function: nucleic acid binding. The coding region runs from base 98 to 1198 and encodes 366 amino acids. The record is from RefSeq and is a predicted model, not a curated record.
UACAGCUUAUUCCAUUCUGGCUUAGACUCAGUGGGGUUUAUAAGGCAAGACUUUGAGGAGUGAUGUUUUUGGAAACAGAAAAAAGACAAACACUGUAAUGUCUGGUCGAGGAAGAGUAAGAGCAAGGGGCCCAGGGAGAAGAGCAGGCCCAAGGAGAGGGCAAGGUAGAGGUGUAAGAAUGCGUGGUGGUGGCAUUCCAAGGGCUGCAAGAACAGUAGUCAGUGAUGAAAUUCGUGCCACUAUCAUUGACCAUGUAAUCAACCAUGGUCUUUCCCUAAGAGAGGCUGGUGAAAGAGUGCAGCCCAAUUUGAGGCGGUCAACGGUUGCCUCCAUUAUACGCAUCUUUCAACAAACCAACAGAAUGCAACGUCUUCCACCCUCUGGGGGAAGAGGAAAGCUCCUCAGUAAUGAUCAAGAGCUUGCCAUUGUAGAAAUGGUUGCUGCAAAUAAUGCAAUAAAACUGCGUGAAAUUCAAACUACAAUUGUGGCGGACCAUGAGAUAUUUGACAAUAUCGAUAGAAUCAGCCUCACAACCAUUACGCGGACAUUGUCCAAACACAGAGUGCGGAUGAAGCAGCUCUACACUGUUCCCUUUGAGAGGAACAGUGAGAGGGUCAAGGAGCUACGACGACAAUAUGUCCAGAGAGUUAUGGAAUUGGAGGCCAACCAGGCCCCUCAUGAAUUCAUAUACAUCGAUGAGGCAGGAUUCAAUCUGGCCAAAAGGCGUCGACGUGGACGAAAUGUAAUUGGAAAAAGGGCCACAGUUGAUGUGCCAGGACAGAGAGGGGCAAACAUUACCAUGUGUGCAGCAAUUGCAAAUGCAGGAUUACUCCUUCACAGAUGUCAGGUUGGACCCUAUAAUACAGAGCGCUUGCUUGCCUUUCUCAAUGAUCUCCACCAGCGCCUGGUUCCAGAGCAGGGUCAGGAGGGUGAAAACAUGAGGACCUUUGUAAUUACUUGGGACAAUGUGGCUUUCCAUCACUCGCAAGCAAUAACAACAUGGUUUGAAGUCCACCCAAGACUGGUAAGUCUCUUCCUUCCACCCUAUUCACCUUUCCUCAACCCCAUAGAGGAGUUCUUUUCUGCAUGGAGGUGGAAGGUUUAUGACCAUGAGCCACAUGACCAGAUGUCCCUCCUUGAAGCCAUGGAUGCUGGCUCCAGGGACAUCACAGUUGAUGAUUGCCAAGGGUGGAUCUGACAUACCAGGCGGUUUUAUCCCAGGUGCAUCGACUUGGAUAACAUCAGAUGUGAUGUUGAUGAAAACAUGUGGCCUAACCCUGAAGAUCGCAGAGAUUAGAU